Eucalyptus grandis is the source of this 1527-nucleotide messenger RNA. Its product is annotated as CDP-diacylglycerol--glycerol-3-phosphate 3-phosphatidyltransferase 1, chloroplastic. The transcript is spliced from 7 exons. The record is from RefSeq and is a predicted model, not a curated record. Gene Ontology annotation, biological process: glycerophospholipid biosynthetic process. Gene Ontology annotation, cellular component: membrane; chloroplast envelope. Bases 387 to 1106 code for a protein of 239 amino acids. Gene Ontology annotation, molecular function: CDP-diacylglycerol-glycerol-3-phosphate 3-phosphatidyltransferase activity. NCBI's taxonomy places the organism in Eukaryota, Viridiplantae, Streptophyta, Magnoliopsida, Myrtales, Myrtaceae.
UCGAAAGCGACGCAAGUGCCAGCCAGCGCCAACUCCUUCACGCCCUCCCGGUUGGGCGGCGGAACCCGACCCGACCCGACCUCGCCGGAACCUCCCCCGCCCAGAUCGCCGGCGGAGUCCCUCCUGGCCCCCGGAGGUGCGCACGUUACGGCCUCCCUGCGCACCCCUCGCGCACGUUACCGCUGCCCCCCGGCCCCUCUGGGAAGGCAUUAGGCACCACCCUUCCACGUCCCCCCACCCUCGCGGCAAGAGGCAAGAGGGAACGGGGAACGACCUAAAAAGGAGAGACAGCAAAUGCGGUUGGGCGUGGUCUCAUCUUUAGCACCUCCCGAGUUCCGAAAAGAGAGCAGCUUUUCCUGGGUCCGUGCCUCUGUUUUUCCCGAGCGAUGGGGUCGGAAGAUGGCGCCAAAAGAGGCAACGAACAGCGGACGCGCUUGCUCGGCCACGAUCAGAUUCCGCCUCCGCCUUCGCCUUCGCCUUCGAUGCAACAUUGUGGCGACAAGCCGGCCGACAAGCUGCUCACGUUGCCGACGGUCCUGACGCUUGGCCGGGUCGCCGCCGUGCCCCUCUUCGUCAGCACCUUCUAUGUCGAUAGUUGGUGGGGGACAACUGCUACUACGAGCAUCUUUAUUGCUGCUGCAAUCACAGAUUGGCUUGAUGGGUAUCUUGCUAGGAAGAUGAGACUAGGCUCUGUAUUUGGUGCAUUUUUAGAUCCUGUAGCUGACAAGCUCAUGGUAGCCGCCGCAUUAGUUUUGCUAUGUACCAGGCCUUUGGAUGUUGACAUGUUCGAGCAAGCACCAUGGCUAAUGACUGUCCCUUCAAUAGCUAUAAUUGGUAGAGAGAUUACUAUGUCUGCAGUUAGAGAAUGGGCUGCUUCUCAGAAUAGUAAGAUUUUAGAGGCUGUCGCUGUAAAUAAUUUAGGGAAGUGGAAAACCGCUAUGCAGAUGACUGCACUGACCAUUUUAUUGGCUACUAGAGACAGCAGUCUUGGAGGAUCUGAUACUUUAAUAGCUUCUGGAGUUGCUUUGCUUUACAUCUCGGCAGGGCUCGCCAUAUGGUCCUUGAUUGUGUAUGUGGGGAAGAUUUGGAAAGUGUUGAUCAGAUAAGUCUAUUUGCCCUUAAUAGCUGGGGUUUUUGGGCAUAAGAUAAUUUUUACGUGCAACUCGUUCAAGGUGACAUCGACCCAGCAUGCCAUGCCUAUCUUGGAUAUAGAGCCAUACUUGAGUACCGUGCUCAAGGCAACAGAUAUUUCUUGUCGAUAGUCCCUUGUUUGUGGAGUCGUUGAAGCUGAAGCAUCUGGCAGUUCUUUUUUUUAUUUUUCGGUCCGGAGUUGAUAUUUACUUAGUGAUAUACAACUUCUGAGACACAAUUGGGAUGAAGAAUGACAUGCAGGUGUCAAGUAUCAGGCAUCCCUUCUGUAAUAGAUGAACUUGCAAUUUGAGAAUAUUUGUAUUUGAUUUGUUAUAAUGGGAUCCAAUGUAGCUCCCAACAAGAUUGUUCAUUUAUCCAUAAAUUAUUUUUUUGGGA